Molecule: messenger RNA, 813 nt
Organism: Oryza brachyantha (malo sina)
Lineage: Eukaryota; Viridiplantae; Streptophyta; Magnoliopsida; Poales; Poaceae
Product: probable WRKY transcription factor 63
Exons: 3
Coding region: 1-813 (270 amino acids)
Biological process (GO): regulation of DNA-templated transcription
Molecular function (GO): sequence-specific DNA binding; DNA-binding transcription factor activity
Source: RefSeq, a predicted model, not a curated record
AUGGCGAAGAAGAGCGACAGCCUGCAGGUCAGCUCCAGAGGAACACACAAGAGGGUUCUGAAGGAUGGCACUGGGGGCUAUGCCAAUGAGAACACCAUGAAGAAGGUUUGCACUGGCACAAGAACUGAGUACACAUAUGCACCGUAUCAUGAUGGGUACCAGUGGAGGAAAUACGGGCAAAAGAUGAUCCGCGGCAAUGUCUUCCCAAGGUGCUACUAUAGGUGCACGUACCAUCAAGAUCAUGGCUGCCCCGCGAGCAAGCACGUGGAGCAGCACAACUCGGAGGACCCGCCCUUGUUUCGAGUGAUCUACGCCAACGAGCACACAUGCGUCGCCGCCGGCGCCUCCGCCUCCGACUACAUGGCUUCCUCCAUGAAAAUCCAGCAGAUCGCCGACGCCUCCCUGAGAAGGCCGGAGGUGGACGAAAGGCCGCCUCGCCUUGACGACGAAGCUCGCCGCGGCGGUGGCUAUGCCUAUGACAUGGCGGCGGCGAUGAAAGAAGAGAAGGACGCCAUCGUGUCCUCGCUGCUCACUGUCAUCAGAGGUGGCGGCCACGUUGCAGGAUCCGGUACUAGUAACGACGGCACCGCCGCCGCCGCCGCCGCUACCUUGCUGCCGGCGAGCAGCUGCCGUACGGCGGCGCCAUUGUCGCCGCCGCCGGUGGCUAGAAGCAACCGUCGUCGGAGCUGCGGCGGCGGCGGCUCUGUGGUUUCGCCGGCGUCCGACGACCUGGAGUUACUGGACUUCACGCUGGAGUCAGUACUGGAGCCCCACUGGGUGGAGCCUCUGGAUUUGGCUUGGUUCAAAGAAUAA